UUGGCCCGACGGAGCGGCGGCGGCAUGGCUGACCCUGAUCCGCUGGGCUUCCAAGACAUGGGGCUCGACCCCCGGCUCCUGCAGGCCGUCGCCGACCUGGGCUGGCAGAGCCCCACGCUGAUUCAGGAGAAGGCUAUCCCGCUGGCCCUGGAGGGCAAGGACCUCCUGGCGCGGGCCCGCACGGGGUCCGGGAAGACGGCCGCUUACGCCAUCCCGAUGCUGCAACUGCUGCUCCAAAGGAAGGCGACAGGUUCCGUGGUAGAACAAGCAGUAAGAGGUCUUGUUCUUGUGCCCACCAAAGAAUUAGCACGGCAGGCCCAGACCAUGAUUCAGCAGCUAGCUGCCUAUUGUGCUCGAGACAUCCGGGUGGCCAAUGUAUCAGCUGCUGAAGAUUCAGCCUCUCAGAGAGCUGUGCUGAUGGAGAAACCAGAUGUGGUGGUGGGGACCCCAUCUCGCAUAUUAAACCACUUACAGCAAGACAGUUUGAAACUGCGAGACUCCCUGGAGCUGCUGGUGGUAGAUGAGGCUGAUCUUCUUUUUUCCUUUGGCUUUGAGGAAGAACUCAAGAGUCUUCUCUGCCACUUGCCCAGGAUUUACCAGGCUUUCCUGAUGUCCGCUACUUUUAACGAAGAUGUACAAGCACUCAAGGAACUGGUACUCCAUAAUCCGGUUACUCUCAAGUUACAGGAGUCCCAACUUCCAGGACCAGACCAAUUACAGCAAUUUCAGGUUGUUUGCGAGACGGAAGAAGAUAAAUUUCUGUUGCUGUAUGCCCUGCUCAAGUUAUCCUUGAUUCGGGGCAAGUCUUUGCUCUUUGUCAACACUCUGGAGCGGAGUUACCGCCUGCGUCUGUUCCUGGAGCAGUUUAGUAUUCCCACCUGUGUACUCAAUGGAGAACUACCACUGCACUCCAGGUGCCACAUCAUCUCACAGUUCAAUCAGGGCUUCUACGACUGCGUCAUAGCCACUGACACUGAAGUCCUAGGCAACCUCGUCAAGGGCAAGCGUCGGGGCAAAGGGUCCAAAAAGGACAAGGCCUCUGAUCCAGAGGCAGGUGUGGCCCGGGGCAUAGACUUCCAUUACGUUAGCGCCGUGCUCAACUUUGAUCUACCCCCGACCCCUGAAGCCUACAUCCAUCGAGCUGGCCGGACGGCACGUGCCAACAACCCGGGCACAGUCCUGACUUUUGUACUGCCCACAGAACGGUCCCUCCUGAAUAAGAUUGAGGAGCUUCUUGGUGGUUUCAGUGGCGAGGACAGGGUGCCUAUCCUGCUUCCCUACCAGUUCCGCAUGGAGGAGAUCGAAAGCUUCCGCUAUCGUUGCAGGGAUGCCAUGCGCUCAGUGACUAAACAAGCCAUUCGAGAGGCAAGAUUGAAGGAGAUCAAAGAGGAACUUCUGCAUUCAGAGAAGCUCAAGACAUACUUCGAAGACAACCCCAGGGACCUACAGUUGCUUCGACAUGACCUGCCUUUGCAUCCUGCAGUGGUGAAGCCUCACCUGGGCCAUGUCCCCGACUACCUGGUUCCUCCUGCUCUGCAAGGCCUUGUUAACCCUCACAAGAAACGGAGAAAACUGUCCUCAAAGAAGGUCAAGAAGAUGAAGACCCAGAACCCGCUGCGUAGUUUCAAGCACAAAAGAGAGAAACCCAGAACCCCGAAGAAUCCUUCCUGAGGCUAUCUGGGCAACCUCAGCAGUGUUCCCAGACCUUUCCCAGGGCCUGUGGAGUGUGGAGCAGGAUUCCCACACUUGGUGGGGCUGGAUUCCUACGCGGCUGGACUGAUUUUGCAGCAGGCAGAGCUGUGGCUCUCCAGAUUCAUGACUGUGACAGACUGCCAUCUUACUCUUUAACAACAGAAUAAAGAUUCUAGGUGCCGUGC
Molecule: messenger RNA, 1877 nt
Organism: Condylura cristata (star-nosed mole)
Lineage: Eukaryota; Metazoa; Chordata; Mammalia; Eulipotyphla; Talpidae
Gene: DDX56
Product: DEAD (Asp-Glu-Ala-Asp) box helicase 56
Exons: 14
Coding region: 25-1671 (548 amino acids)
Molecular function (GO): nucleic acid binding; ATP binding; RNA helicase activity
Source: RefSeq, a predicted model, not a curated record